Physcomitrium patens is the source of this 1668-nucleotide messenger RNA. RefSeq lists its product as uncharacterized. NCBI's taxonomy places the organism in Eukaryota, Viridiplantae, Streptophyta, Bryopsida, Funariales, Funariaceae. The record is from RefSeq and is a predicted model, not a curated record. Gene Ontology annotation, molecular function: metal ion binding.
UCACGGCUCCUGGAUGCCAGCGUUGAGCUGCACUUGGUAUCUCCUCCUUCCAUCUCUCGGCCUGUACUUGCACAAUUUGUCUCUUCCUGUGGCAUGCACAUCCCCAGCUGCUAUAUAAACAUCCCGGCCUCAUGAAUAUAUCAUCAUCUGUCCCACGGUGUUACGUAGCUUGCUGCGCUUGGAGUGGUUCAGUGUUUUCUAGCGUACAAAAACAGACGGAGAGAUGGCCAUGUCUAUGCAAGAACUCUUCUACGGUACGAGUGAGCCGGCCUACUUCAUCCACUAUGGGCGGCAAAACCCCCUCCCCUACUCUAACGUUCGCGACAUUCAGGUUCCAAACCUCCGCAGCCAUCGAGCCCAGUGCGCCACUUUCGACUUGAUGGUGCCAAUGUGCUGCGCCCGUUGCCAAGAACAGGUGCGAGGCUCACUGUAUGCUUUGCGCGGCGUCCAGGAUGUUGUUUGCGACCCGCACAAUCAAAGGGUGACCAUCGCUGGCUGUUUGGAGCCUGCACUAGCCGUUCGGCACCUGAGGCGGGUGAAGAAGGGUCCCACAUUCUGCUCUCAAAACAUAUCUUGCGCGGCGUCCAGAUAUGUGGUAUCCUCAUACCAGAAGUCACACGGUGGUCAACAAGACAACAGAGAUCGCAGGGGGUACGUCCAACUCGACACAAACGAGCAGAGGUCACACUCCGACCACAGCCACAACUCCUCAAGCACUGAGUUGUACACUCGGAGCUUCUGCCCAGCUCACAGACACACCACAGACACGCACUUCGCAAGCGUGCCAAACCCGACUAUAGCAACACGAGAAGACUGGGACUGUUGAACGCUCAUCGCCAAAUUUUUGUACAGCUACAGUAUGGCUCCACAUUGGAGCAAAAACCGGUGAAUAGUAUACACAUUGUCACAGAAAUGAGUAGCCUAUAGAAACCCAGGAUCUGGGGCAAGAAAUCGGCGACAGUUUCCUUUCUCUUUUAGUUGAGUAUGGGUUCCAUGAGUGUGUCACAACUGGGCGUAGUGGGUGAAACAGCCGUCGGGAUUAUCGCGAGCAAGUUUUAUUGCACAGACAUAUGCUCUUACUACUUCACAAAAUUGGGUGAUUGUUUGAGCCAGAAAGGCCACACCCACCUAUCGAUUUCCUCACCAUUGUCAUGGAUUCUCCGAUUGAGAUUUUCUCUACGAUGCAACUGCUUCCAUUAUUUUAACACUAAUACAAGAAGAAUUACAACAGGAACAUAGACGGAAUGCUCUUAUUCUCGCCUGCAGCUUUUAAACCUCAAUCGUCUCCUCGCAAUCUGAUUUCGAAACGAGUCGAUUUCGACGGCGCCGGCGCCCGCGCUAGACGAAUUCGUACAGUCUGAGCAUGGCGCGGUGAUAGGUCCAUGACGGUCAUGGGUGCCACUUCGUUGGGUCACGCUUGCGCAGGACGUGGAUUCGAGGCCUGGUUUAUGGAUUAGUAAGUAAACAGUUACUAAUUAAGAGUUUAAUUAGAAAGCACCAGCUCCCUAAACCACAGAUAAUUGAAAAUAGCAACUCUUUAUGUGAAGGUAAUAUGUUUGUUGGUUUGCAAAUUGAUUACAUUCUCCCUUAAAAGUAAAAUAGAAUAUUUCGAGACUUUAAAUAUGUUUUACAUUUUUGAAGAAAUAUCCACUUUAAGUGUUUCAGUGA